Molecule: messenger RNA, 2574 nt
Organism: Penicillium diatomitis
Lineage: Eukaryota; Fungi; Ascomycota; Eurotiomycetes; Eurotiales; Aspergillaceae
Product: BRCT domain-containing protein
Exons: 4
Coding region: 1-2574 (857 amino acids)
Biological process (GO): DNA double-strand break attachment to nuclear envelope; double-strand break repair
Cellular component (GO): nucleus; Cul8-RING ubiquitin ligase complex
Source: RefSeq, a predicted model, not a curated record
AUGGCCGAAGAAGACCUGAAGCUUUUUGAUCAAUGUCGUAUCUGUAUUGUCUGUUCUAAUGAUCUCCCUUUGGAAACAGCAGAGCAGCUGGCAGCAUUGAUUGAAGAAUAUGGCGGAGAACCCUCAAUACACCAGUCGAGCCCCGAAAAGGAGGAUACGAUAGAGUGCACUCAUAUCAUCGCGAGCAACACCCACUUUCAUACUUAUGAUCUGGCCCGCAAGACAUUGAUCCCCGUGGUCAAACCUUCCUGGAUUCACACCUCACUAGCGAAACUAAAAGUCGCAAAUCCCCGUCAGCAUAGCCCGGACCCGCGUUUGUUCCUCAGCGAUGUGGUGGUGACCUGCGGCGACAUCCCAGAGGGCGAUAAGGACGCGAUCGUCGGCGGAGUGGUUGCGAAAGGCGGGCUUUAUAGCCCUCGAAUGACGGGAAUGGUCACGCAUUUGGUGGACUUGACGACCGACUCGGAUAAGGCGCGGUUGGUGUUGACUAAAAAACUGCGCGUGAAAAUUGUCCUUCCGCACUGGUUCGAUGAUUGUCUCAAACUCGGUCAACGAAUUGACGAGCGACCAUACACGCUGCCAGAUCCCGAAAUUAUGCGAGCGGGAUUCGAUGUCCCCGUUCGGUCCCAUGAAAAUAAAGGCCUCGCCGGCGCCUCUACUCCCGAGCCAUCGACAAUGCCCACGCCAUCUAGAGUGACUGGCGACAAGACCAGCGUUUUCUCGGGCAAAUCAAUCAUGCUUUCUUCGGACCUGGCCAUCGGAUCACAUAUGCUGGAAUCGAUCGAGGCGGUACUGAAGCACGGAGGUGCUACCGUGACCUCGAAUGUUGAAGAUGCAGACUGGUUGAUUUGUCGAUUCCGCGAAGGCGUUGUCUACAGGACGGCAUCUCGGCUAGACAAGACGGUGGGCAAUCUUGCAUGGUUAUACCACCUGAUGACUUUCAAUACUUAUACCCGUCCCUUGAGUCGUUUGCUUCAUUAUCCCAUAUCGCGGAUUCCCAUUCCGGGAUUCGAGGGGCUGAAAAUCAGUCUGUCCAAUUAUGUCGGAGAAGCCAGGAUUUACCUUGAGAAUCUGAUUGCAGCUGCUGGCGCCGAAUGCACAAAAACUUUGAAGCAGGAAAACACUCAUUUGAUCACUGCCCACGGCAAUAGCGAGAAAUGCAGUGCCGCUCGAGAAUGGGGCCUGCAGGUGGUGAAUCAUCUUUGGCUCGAAGAUAGCUACGCCGCGUGGAAGCUGCAGCCAGUAUCCAAUCCACGCUAUAGCCAUUUUCCACUGCGCACGAAUCUUGGCGAUGUUGCUGGCCAGAAAAUGCUUGAUCGUGAUGUCCUCGAGCAGCAUUUCUUCCCUGCCGAAGCUGUGCAAGAACGUCAGAUUGCCCAACGUGGCGCUUCCAGUCGUGGCCAGAACAAGAAAUCCAUGGAUCAACCUGAAGAGAAACCGCGCGAGGAAAGUGGCACAAUGGCCGAAACGAGUCACGGCACUCCACAAGUCAAAGCCAAGCGUAGUCGUCGAACAAGCGAGACCAAGCAAAUUCAGACGCCCGCACGGUCACGACUCGUGCCUGAGGACAAGGAGAAUGAGACACCUUCGUCUACUAAUAGCCGAAAGUCGAAAGAGGCAGCAGCGGCUCGACUCCACGAAAUUGCGCCAGACAUUGCUCUGUACGAGAAGGAGACGAAGAGAGUUGGUGGUGUGAUCUACGGAGGGCGGCGAAAGUCUGAUGAGGAUCGGGUUGCUGUGAAUCCAAAGAAACGCCGAUCCAUUGAGCCGCAAGAAGAGAGCUGCGACGGUGAACAGGCCACGGACACGAAGCGGCAGAAGAAAUCGCGGCCACCAAUUUCUAUGCACCUAUUGAUUACUGGCUAUCAAAAAUGGGUUGGCAAGGGCAAUGAAAGAAAAGAAGAUGCAGACAAGCGCCACUUACGAGAGCUUGGAAUCAUGGUGGUACAGGAUGCCCGCCGAUGCACUCAUUUGGCGGCGCCGACGAUUCUGCGUACGGCAAAAUUCGUGAAUGCGCUGGCUUAUGCACCCGUGAUCAUGCACACCGAUUUUGUUGACGAGUGUCUCAAGCAAAAUGAGUUGCUUGAACCCAAAGAUUUUCCGCUUGUGGACAAGGCCGCGGAGUCCAAGUAUCACAUCUCUCUUGCGUCCGCGCUUCAAAAUGCCAAGAAUAACCAGAACAAGCUUUUGCGAGGGCUGCGCGUGUUUUGUAUUGAAGAUAUUCGAGGAGGAUUUGAAGCUUUCAAAUCAAUUGUGGAAGCCAAUGGCGGAGAGUGCUUGCUGUUCCGUGGCCGCCUCGCAUUGUCUCACAAUUCGCGGCGCGAGGAGAGCGACGACGAAGAUGAGGAAAUGCAGAGUGACGAACCAGGCCGCAGUGAAGUCUAUCUUUUAAGUGGACCAGAACAAAAACAUGCUCGGCUGUGGCCUCGGUUCCGACAGCUCGCCGGAGACAUCAAGCGAAGUCCUCGCAUCGUCCGUGUGGAUUGGCUUCUUGACAUGGCCAUGUCGCAGAAACUCCGCGCGGCGGAUGAGUAUGAGUUGAACGAGUCGUUAAUUGAAGCGACAGAGGAUUAA